Molecule: messenger RNA, 2904 nt
Organism: Leptosia nina
Lineage: Eukaryota; Metazoa; Arthropoda; Insecta; Lepidoptera; Pieridae
Source: the annotation of a GenBank genome assembly
AUGGGUCAUUUCCCUUUGUUUCAGGCACUUAUAGCAGCAGUAAAUGAAACGGAAGAAGAAGAUAUUCGCGAUGCUUUGAAGACUCAAACGGAACAGCAGCUAGCCCUCGUACCUCGAGGCCCUAAGCUCGUGAAAGACACUGUCGCAUUUAAUACAACUAUAACCACUGAUGACACGGAGGAGUUGCGAGCUCUACGGCCCGAUGGCACCAUAUUGACAGAGACGCGACACACAAAAGAGCAGGAGCGCAUCUGUGACGAAGAACUGGAUAAGGAGGAGGUGUGUUCCGUAAAAAGCAACGAAAGCUUUGUCAAGGAAACAGGAGGAAGAGAAAGAAGGAAGUGUGUGGAAACUGAAAGGUCAACGGAUCUGAUGGCGGGUGGACUUCGCGUUGCGACACAGCUGCAGUCCAGGACUAGGACUGAAGAGGCUGAAAGAGAAGGCCAGCCAAACAUGGAUGACGAUUGGGACAGUCUUUCAGUUAGAAUGCGACGUCAGCGCCGCCUUCGACUCAAUGAUCACGAAAAGGACUACGCGAAACAGCCAAUUAACUUUGAUGUCGAGGAGGAGACGCGCAAAAAGGAAACGUCUAAAUGGUUAGAGAGUCAUUUCGGCAGCGAUUCGCGGUCAUCCCACGAUUCUAUCGCUGAAGAAAUAGGACGGCGCCCCGAAACUGGAUAUUAUGUGAAGAAAGCGGAAGACGAAGGAUACUACGGGAAGACGUCUUCAGUGCCACCGCCUCCCAUAUACCCAGAUCGAGUGUUAAGGAAGACCAAGUCUUCGACGCCGUCAGACGAACGGCCUCAAGUAAAUAGGACUGGAGGAUAUUUCAAGGGAGUAGCGGAUUGGUCACAGCGACGAUCUACAAAACCGAGGAUGCCCGAGCCGAGAAGUUCAUCCCCAUCACCGCCAGCUGUUCGAUCGCCAUACGCCAGCAAUGAUAGACUUAAUGGUUCUUCACCUCGACACGUAUAUGGAAAGCGCGAUUCACCUCAAGGAAGGUCGUCCCCGAUCGGUCGCCGACACCCGCCCUCACGAGACGAUUCCGCCUACGUCUCCUCAUCUACUAUGCACAGCCCACCACGUGGUUCCCCAUUCCGGCCACUAGAAACCGAUAGGUCCUGCCGGGAACCAUCAGUUGAAGAUGACUAUCCACCACCAGUAAUUCCUGAAAGGAAAAGGCAUUCAAAACGGUCUGAGGAUCAUCGUUACGACAGUGGCUAUAGAAGUUCUUCAAGAAACGGACAUUCGGGUCGUUCCCGUGAUAGUAGAGACGACAGUGCAGUGGAACCACCACCAGACUACUCGCCGCCAAGAGAACGUCGUGGAAGUUCAGAUAGGGACAAAACACCGCCCCGACGAAGGGACAGAGAGGAGAGAAAGCUGAAUCAAAAGACACGCUUCGCUGAUAAUAAUAGAAGACCAUCGCCUGUUCGCAAAUCAGUUGGUUCUGCUAUCGGUAAUUCGAUUAGGAAGCUAGUGGGGAAGAUAAGAUCAGCAUCAGCGGAACGCAAGGCGAGAUGGCGUAACUCGCGGACGCCGUCACCGGAGCACGCGUCGCGGACAUAUAAACAAUAUGGUGGCGAGCUGGCGCCUCCUGCCGCCCCCCCGCAUCGCUAUUAUCUAGGAGAGGACCCUUUCGCGCCCAGCAUCUAUGGUCGAGAGCACAAGUACGACGGCAGUCCUAGACGAGCCGUAGUUGCAGAAACCCGCGACCAUCGUGACAGAGGGCAGUUCUCGAGUACGCUUGGUCGGUUCAGUCAUUCUACCAGUCGACUGAACCCGAACAGUGAAACAGAGGAGGAACGAGAACGAGAGUACCGCUCAGCGCAGACUCUGCCCAGAAAACUUCACGAGCGUAAAGAGAAGCCCAACGAAAAACCGAGUUCAAAUAAAUAUUGGAAUCGUUUAACAAACAAUAAAAGAUCGACAAGUGCCAUUAAUAUAUCAAAUAACGUCCCAGAAGGCAAAGCGUACCCACCUGCUCCAGCGAAGCCAGCACGGACCUACAAGAGUCUCAACAGAAGCAAGAGUUUUGCUAUGGGCGUCCCUGAACAAGAGACGCAUCCAAGAUACGUUACAGGCAUGAGCAGAAAUUAUUCCACAAUGUAUAAGUCGAAUCCCCAUUUGAGUCGGCUAGAUGAAACCCCCGAACAACUCAAAAGUCCUGGUAUUGUGUCUAUCAUAAACCGAAGCCAACGUGAUCUCGCUGAUGCUGUUUCACGUGAAACAGAACGCAGACGCGACGGCUUAUUUGGUGCUCGCUACGGAAAAACGGCACCGAUAAACAACGGGCACACGAAUGGAUAUAAUAAAUCAUUUGACGAGACAGACAAGAAAAAAAUAUUUUUAAAGGGACUUCGUGAUCGAGCGCCAGAAUUGUAUCAAACUUUACACGCGGAUGACGAGUCCGAUGGAAGCAGAUUGUCAUCAAGAUAUGGCACUCCUUCACCGCACUACAAAGACCGGACUUCAGAGGAGCGUAAAAUACCAAUAUACAAAACAGAUUCACUGAAUAGAGACAGCAGUCCUUUCGUGUCACGUUUGGAAACGAGGUUGAAAUCCCCGGUAAACAGAAGAGAAAGCAACAGUAGCGAUAAUUACUCGGAGACCUACAGAUACACUACAAGGUCAGGGGACCCAGACAGACCCAGCAUCACGGAUACAGUAGAAACAGUGAGUAAGAAAAUAGUGCCAUCUAGAGAUGGUCGUUCGAAAGAGAUAAUCGAAUCAAGGGAAGUCAAUUCUGUAACAAAGAGCAGGGGAUACAAAGAGCCCGCAACAAUAAAAUAUUACGAGAACGAUAGACCGCUGAAGAACGAACCUAGAAAUGGUGUGACUCCGUUGUAUACCGAGCGUAGAAGAAGUAAUUAUAAAGUUACAGAGAAAGUAAGAGAUUAUUAG